UUCCCUAUCAGCUGAUGCCUUUUUUGCCAUUGCGUGAAAAAUGUACGUGUCCCUGGAAGGGUGUGGCAUCCUGGUACAUUUCAUAGCUGCUUCAAAGAGGAAGAAAAGACGCUCCGAGUUCCUGAUUACAAGAACAGAGACGAUAUCCUCAGGUUGUAUUUUAACGUUCUAAGACUCUUGCUUAUCACCUGAUAAAGCAAAACAAAAAGAUAUGUGGCCAAAUCAAGGUCCUCCUCCACCUCAUCCUCCUUAUUCAAUGGGUCCACAAAAUCCUGCUUUCCCUCCUGGCUACACUGCCCCAUAUUCAACAACCCCUGGACCUAGUAUCUACCCACAGGGUCCACCUCCUGCAUACCAAGGAAACCCUGGUUAUCCUGCAUGCCAGUAUCCAUCAGGCCACUACCCAGCUCCCAUGAACCCAGCCAUGAUUCCACAUGGACCUCCAGGGGUGAUGCCUCAUGGGCCUCCUGCAUAUCCCAUGUAUCCUGCAGGACAUCAAUUGCAUCCCAGAGGUGUCCUUCCAGGUCCAUUAUACUACUCCCCAAAAGGUUUCGGUCACAAGCCCUAUAAAGGUUAUAAUCAUCACCAUCACCCUGAUGGAUUUAACUCUGUGGGUGGAAUAUUAUCAGGAGGAAUGGCUGUAGGAAUGGGCAUAUUAGGACACAAAGCAAAUAAGAAAAUGAGGAAAAAGAUGAAGAAGGCUCACAAAUAUCACAAGCAUGGCCACUACAAAUGUGGCAAGUCCUCCAGCAGCAGCAGCAGUAGCGAUUCAGAUUGAGGACCCCAGCAUCUUCUGAAAACUUUUUUUUUCUGCCAUGCAUGUAAAUCAUUGAACAAAAAACAAAAUAAGUCUGUUUAAACUAUACUUGUAAAUUAUGUCAUAACGUCACUUUAGAUGACAUCUUUAACAUUAGUGUCAUACAAAAUAUAUGCACCUAAGUUAUUUCAGUUCUUUUUUAUUAUUAUUUUAUGGUCAAAGUUUUGCAGUUUGGGAUUUGUUGUUGCUGGUUUGCUAUUGUUUGUGGUCAGUCUAAAUACAAACUCAGAAAUUAAGGAUAAAGUUGUUUUAUUUUGUUUAAAUAUGUAAAUAAGUACAAUCGAUUUGUUAUUGCAGUUCUCGAAAACAAGUAGCAAAACACUGUUUUCACCUGUUGAAGUGUCCAGCUCAUACCCACUAAGCUGCAUUGCAUUUUGUCACGUUACAAUAAAAAAAUUCAAUUUAUUAUUUUUUUUUGUAAAUAACUGUGAUAAAUCAUCAAAGUACUGGAUACAUGUAGAUUUUAAUAAAAAUUUGAACUAGAAAA
Messenger RNA from Cyprinodon tularosa, 1304 nucleotides. Its product is annotated as proline-rich protein 13-like. Bases 212 to 778 code for a protein of 188 amino acids. NCBI's taxonomy places the organism in Eukaryota, Metazoa, Chordata, Actinopteri, Cyprinodontiformes, Cyprinodontidae. The transcript is spliced from 4 exons. The record is from RefSeq and is a predicted model, not a curated record.